AUGUCGUCUUCUUUCGCAGGAAUUCUGCAGCGGCGUAACCAGAAACAGCUAUCAUCAGGCAGCACUUUGUUGGCGCUCACUGCGUUUUCUUCCUAUGUGUUCUUGUUGAACCUGGCCCCAGUGUAUGGAUCCGGUCCAUCACACAUUUUCCAUGGUUAUGGAGUCGCACUUGUUGCCGCAGCCGGCUGGUUCCUGAAGGACUACAUUCAGAAGCUGUCGGGUCGGCGCGCCAUCUUUUUGAUUCCUGUGCUUGCUUUCUGGGUUCCCACUAUCCAGUAUUUCUUACUCCAGCAAAGCUCCCAGUUGGGAAAUCCAACGGGGCCUCUAAUCACGGAGGCCAUUGCGUACUACCCGUUCCUACUACUAUCUGUGGCCUGCGCUGGGAAGCUGAUGCAGUCCGGUCUGAAUCUCGAGCGACAUGGUGACCUAAUCUCCGAGCAUGCACCUCUCCUGGCAUCAUACUUCGUUUACUCAGCUGGAGACCACUUUGCUAAAGCCUUCAUCUCCAGGUUUAUUGGUGUAGCAUUCUUUUUUUCACGCACUGGCUUCCAGGUUUUGAUUGCAACUCUCUAUUCUGUGGUCAUUCCAUCCAAGCUGCUUGUGUUGGCAAUCCCAUCCAUUAUCUUCUCCUUCACGUCGAACGUGCAUAUGCCGCUCGGGCGUACCACCGCUGGAGUAGACUCAGCCCUCCAAACCGAGGGUUUUGCCCUCGUCGCUCGACAAGACUCUACUACAGGUUACAUCUCGGUUCUGGAUAAUCUGGAGGAUGGCUUCCGCGUGAUGAGGUGCGACCACAGCCUGCUAGGCGGCCAAUGGAAUAAGGUUCAUCACAAUUAUAACCCCGACGUCAAGGAUCCGAUCUACGCGGUCUUUACUAUGCUUGAAGCCGUUCGGCUGGUGGAGACGGCACAGGGCGAACCCCGAGUAGAUGCCAACAGCAAGGCGCUGGUUAUCGGUCUCGGCGUCGGCACCACCCCUGCUGCAUUAAUCUCUCACGGUAUCGAAACCACCGUCGUGGAGAUCGAUCCCGUCGUGCACAAUUUCGCUCUACGGUACUUCGACCUCCCCGCUGAACAUAUUGCCGCCAUCGAAGAUGCCACAAAUUUUGUGGAACGCGCCCAGAAAGCGCCGGAACCCGCUCAAUACGACUACAUCGUCCACGACGUAUUCACUGGCGGAGCAGAGCCUGUCGAGCUUUUCACCAUCGAGUUCCUACAGGGCCUCGACGCUCUCCUCAAACCGGAUGGAGUCAUUGCCAUCAACUUCGCCGGAGAUGUCUCUCAAUACCCAGCUGCCCUCACUGUUCGCACCAUUCAAGCCGUCUUCCCGUCUUGUCGGAUCUUCCGCGAGGCAGAAUCCAACGACCACACCGCGGACUUUACCAACAUGGUGAUCUUCUGCAAGAAGAGCUCCGCCAAGCCUCUUCGCUUCAGAAAACCAGUCCGAGCAGACUAUUUGAACAGUAAAUUCCGCGAGAACUAUCUGAUACCUAAGCAUGAGCUUGAUCCCUCUGUGUUUAUGGCCGUGAAGGGUGGUAAGCCUGUUCUCAGAGCCAGUGAGACUGGACGUCUGCAUAAGUGGCAGGAUCAGGGCGCACUGGAGCACUGGCAUAUUAUGAGAAAGGUAUUGCCAGAUGCUGUGUGGGAAAACUGGUGA
Messenger RNA from Aspergillus tanneri, 1656 nucleotides. RefSeq names its product spermidine synthase. The transcript has 3 exons. The record is from RefSeq and is a predicted model, not a curated record. The coding region runs from base 1 to 1656 and encodes 551 amino acids. Lineage: Eukaryota; Fungi; Ascomycota; Eurotiomycetes; Eurotiales; Aspergillaceae.